Contarinia nasturtii (swede midge) is the source of this 4270-nucleotide messenger RNA. Its product is annotated as cytosol aminopeptidase-like. Gene Ontology annotation, biological process: proteasome-mediated ubiquitin-dependent protein catabolic process. The transcript has 4 exons. Gene Ontology annotation, cellular component: cytoplasm. Gene Ontology annotation, molecular function: ubiquitin protein ligase activity; metalloaminopeptidase activity; protein binding. Lineage: Eukaryota; Metazoa; Arthropoda; Insecta; Diptera; Cecidomyiidae. The record is from RefSeq and is a predicted model, not a curated record. The coding region runs from base 1193 to 3601 and encodes 802 amino acids.
CCUGAUAUAAUCAUAUCGACUGACAGUAUACAUUGGCAUUUCUGUGACAGCGUAAGCAUGUGCCUGCAGAACCGAUUAAUACAGCAUGUUCACUGUGUCAAAUUGGAAUGAAUCUUAUACAAUAAUUGUGAGUGAUUUCAAAAUCUUGCAAUUUAUUUCAAGAGACAAAGAUUACAAAACACCGGUAAUAGAUCAAGAAAGCGACAACUGUACAUAUCAUUUGGUACCAUUUAUUCAACCACUUUUCAACUGGUACACCGAUUCUUCUUCUUCUUCUUCUGGUUGGAACAAAAAAACGAAUGAACAAUUUAUUUUCAACACUUUCAUCGGUCUCGUAUUGUCGACGUGCCUCUACUACAUUGUGUCAACGCGGUCGUUCUCCAAAAGUACAAGAUAUACAUAUACGCAUACACGGCAAGACUGUUUUGCGCUUGUGAGCGUGUAUAUAAGAUUGUUUGUAUUGGUAUCCUGUUGUAUAGUACACUCAAUAUAUAAAAAAUUGAGAUUAUGGCCAUAUUUCGAUCAUUCGCAUUUAAAUAUUCGAGUGUAGUGUAUCGAAAUAGAUUGUUUUGUUCAAUGACGGAUUCUCGUGGCAUCGUAUUGGGUGUAUACUCAGAUGAAAAUCAAACCAAGCUUACCAAAUUAGCCGAGCAAUUUAACGCAAAAACCAAUGGAGAGCUGUUAAAAUUGAUUAAAUUGUCUGCUUCGAACUAAUUUCAAUUGCGUAAUCCACACAAAAUCAGAUAAAUUACUCGCAACAACGCAAAACAAAUAAGUUAAUUGUUAACAAAUACGAACUAAAUCACACAUACAAAUAGAAAAUAAAAUUUGACUGAAAGUGUGAGCAACAAACAAUAACAGAAAACGGAAAAUAGGACCAUAAAAAGCGAAUCGGGCAACUCAAUCAUACAACCAGAAAUAUUUUAUGUAUUUCUAUGCCAUCUUGAUUAAGCGUCUAGACAAAUGCCUUCACAAUUGAAACAAAGUGAAAGAUUUUAUACAGAUACAAGCGAAAAAAAAGCUGUGCUCAUCUCUCCAAUUUUUGAUAUCAAAUGUGAACGAGAUAACAAGUUUAUUUGCAUUAAUUUCAAAAAGAUUAGAUAAACAGAUUGUUGCAAUUAUUCCGUCAAUAUUGGUAAUUAAUUUAGAUUACAUUGACACGUUUCACAAAUUUUUCGAACGGUUUUGAACGAUGUCGAGACACCAAUCAUCGCCUCAUGUUAGUGGCACAGCUGCCAAUUCAACAAGCAGCAACAGCAACAAUAAUAACACAUUAAGCGGAUUGAAUGCAUCGUCAUCGUCGUCGGCCGCUCUGUUUCAACAAAAUCAAGUGACACAACCAAAUGCACAACAUGUACCAUUGGCUGGCGCCAGCAAUUCCAUCGACGAUGAUAUGCAAAGCGCACAUCAUAGCCGAAUGCACCACGCUGAUAACAAAAACACAAACAAGCGAUCAAUUGCAUUGAAUGGCAUUGGUUCAACGGUUGAAAAUAAAAAUGUCGAUUUCCUGUGUCCCAUUUGUUUUGAUUUGAUCAUCGAAGCGCACAUUACACGAUGUGGUCAUACGUUUUGUUUUCGUUGCAUCACAAAAUCGGUGGAAAUUUUCAAACGAUGCCCAAAAUGUAGUUACACACUAUCGACAUGUGAGAAUAUUUUUCCGAAUUAUUUACUAGACGAAUUGAUAACCAAGUAUAAAAUUAAAAAGCAAAUUCAUGACAAAGUUAUUGGUGGACGAACGAGCCGUGGUGGCAUUACAGAUGAUAUAACGCUUGGACCGGCCGGUGAUGGCCUCAAACAUUUUCUCACAUCAGAAUCACAAAAACUAACGUUACCUGACGUCAACAUAAUUAUGGACAUUUUACAACAACGCAAGCAAUUACUAGAAGCCGAAUCAAAUACAGCACAAAAUCGAUUAUUGUAUGACUUUUUAAAGCAAUUGCUGCAGUUAAAAGAAAAGAAAAAGACACAAAUCGAAAAUGAGAUUGAGCUAAUUCAAAAAGAUUUGGCCGAAGUUGAAUUUUUACUGAAAAAUACAACAGUUGAUACAGUGACAGCGGCCGGAGUGUCAACAGUACCAACGACAUCAACAGCGGCAACGGCAAAUGAAACUACCACAACAACAGCAGCAGUAUCAGCGGUGGCGGCGACAAUGGGUAAUUUGCCCGAUACACCAAUGACCACAAAUGCAAGUGAUGAAAAUGAAAACGGGGAAGCAUUACAGCGAUCAAAUUCAAUAUCAAAAGAUUCCGGUGCACGUACGGAAAGCUUCGAAACCGUUCUAAGUGGUGAUGAUGGAUUCAAUACAUUGAAACCGGCACCGACAUCACAAACUUAUUUGUCCCGUAAACGACGAAUGUAUGCGCAUUUCGAUGAUUUUGUCACUUCGUAUUUCUCAAUUCGUAAUCAAGAUCUGGUAUUUGGUACCAAGGAUGAAGUUAAAUUAGAUGAAAGUGGUAAAAAAUGUGAAUUCGAUCAUACGUCGAAACGUAAAAAUCCCGGACUCGAUUUAUUUCGUGAGAAUUUGGUACAAUUUUCAAAAUACAAUACGUUACGGCCAUUGGCCACAAUGCACUAUUCAAGCGAUUUGCAUAAUAAUUCAACGAUUGUGUCCACCAUUGUGUUCGAUAAGGAUAAUGAAUUUUUUGCAAUCGGUGGUGUAACGCGACGUAUUAAAAUUUUUGAUUAUUUGGCUGUUGUUCGUGAUACCGUUGAUAUUCAUUAUCCAAAUGUUGAGAUGAUAUCGAAUAGUAAAAUCUCAUGCAUCACCUGGAAUUCGUAUUACAAACAAGUAAUGGCAUCAAGUGAUUACGAAGGAGCUGUUACUCUGUGGGAUGUCCAAACUGGCACACAAACUCGUACAUUCAACGAACACGAAAAACGAUGUUGGAGCGUUGAUUUCAAUAACAUUGAAGCUCGACUAAUUGCAUCUGGUUCAGAUGAUGCACGCGUUAAACUUUGGUCAACACAGGACGAACGUUCGAUUGCAACGCUUGAGGCCAAAGCAAAUGUGUGUUGCGUAAAAUUUAAUCCAAAAAGUCGGUAUCAUUUGGCUUUUGGUUCGGCCGAUCAUGAUGUCCAUUAUUAUGAUUUACGGAAUAUGUCGAAAGCUUUGUGCAUAUUCAAGGGUCAUAAAAAGGCCGUUUCUUAUGUCAAAUUCUUAAAUACAAACGAAAUUAUAUCGGCAAGUACAGACAGUCAAUUGAAAUUGUGGAAUGUAAAUCAGCCACCUUAUUGUUUGCGUUCAUUUGUUGGUCAUGUAAAUGAGAAAAAUUUCGUUGGUUUGGCCACUGACAGUGAUUAUAUUGCAUGUGGCAGCGAAGAUAAUGCACUGUAUAUUUACUACAAAGGAUUAUCGAAACCAUUGUUUAAUUUCCGAAUCGAUAGUUGUAGCACGGGAAAUGUAAAUAGCAACGGAAUGAUCGGUGUUGGUGGUGCAGCCAGCGGUAACAUUGGCAGCAGUGGAAUCAGCGGUACAGCUUUAGAGACCGAUCGAUUCAAUGAUGUUAACGAGUUUGUUUCAGCCGUUUGCUGGAGACAACAGUGCAAUGUUGUAUUGGCUGCUAACAGUCGGGGAUUGAUUAAAGUCCUUGAACUAGUUUAAAUUCAUAAUUUUUUGAGUUAAUAUUUCAAAAAAAAAAAAAAAAGAAAGAAAAAGAAAAUCCAUUCAUUUAUAAAUGUAAUUGUUUUGGAGGAUAAAUGACUGUAAUAAUUCAGAUAAAACACAAAUUUUGAGUAAAAAAGUUACUCAAGUUUCCUUUGACAAUUAAUUUUUGUUUACCCUUAAAAUAUGUUUUUUUUAAUGUAAAAAUUAAACACUAUUUUUGAUCAUAAUAUAUUGAAAAUUCUAUAAAUCAAAGUGAUCUUUUGAAAACCUGAGAUAAAAUUUUGAUUACUCGUUAUUCAAGUGUUGCAGACUGAUAAACAAAACUAUGACAACUUAAGAGAACAGAUAUGUUAGAUAUAACCGAAAAGUUGGGCAAUAAAUAUAACAUAAAAUUCAUUAUAGUUGUAAUAAUAAAUAUAUAGUUUAAUAGUAGUAACAAAAUUAUUUAGAACAUACUAUUUAUUAUGUUAACAAUAGAAUGCAGUACUCUCUACUAUCGUUUGCGAAAAGUACAAUAAAAGUGAUAGACAAAGAGCCUGAAAGUAAUUCUUUUCUGAACUCGUGUGAGAUAAACACUAAGUUUUGUUAUUUUUUUCGUAAUUUUAAAUAAUAUAAUUUUCAAAAAAAAAUUAAAAUUAUUUUCAUUGUGCAUAUUAUAUAAUUGAA